Rotaria sp. Silwood1 is the source of this 537-nucleotide messenger RNA. The record is from the annotation of a GenBank genome assembly. NCBI's taxonomy places the organism in Eukaryota, Metazoa, Rotifera, Eurotatoria, Philodinida, Philodinidae.
AUGACUGAUGAGUGUGGAUUUGUCUAUAUGGAUGAUGCGUCAAUCGAUGAUGAAUUCAAAUGUUUGAUUUGUAAUGAACCAUUUGAAAAAGCAACAUGUACGCCUUGUGAUCAUACAUUUUGUCGAUUAUGUAUCGAACAAUGGUUACGAAAGAAUACUGAUGAUAAUAAAUCAUGUCCAAUUUGUCGUCAUUCAUUAUCAAUAGAAGAUGAUUUAAAACCAGCAAGUCGUCUUAUUACAAAUCGAAUCGAUCGAUAUCUAGUCAAAUGUUUAGCAUGUGACCUUGAAAAAAUUCCACGUGGUUCAUUUUCAGAUCAUAUAUCAAAGACAUGUACCAAGACAGAUGUUUGCUGUUCGGCAUCCGAUAUAUUAUGCCCUUGGAUAGGACCAAGAUAUCAACUAAAUGAUCAUUUAAAAUUAUGUCCAUAUCAACAAAUCCGUCCUAUUUUAGAACUCAUUCAAACAAAGAAUACUCAACUUGAACAAGUAGUCACUAAUCAACAGCAACAAAUUAUCAGUAUCAACGAACGAUAUUAA